UAAUGACUCCGGAAGUGACGACUUAAAUCCUUUCCAGAUCGAGGCCGGCAAGAUGGCGGCGGACACGCAGGGGCAGGUUUCAGACACACUGAAGAGAUUCGCUGUGAAAGUCACGUCGUCCAGCGUUAAAGAGCGCAAAGAAAUUCUUGAAGAGUUGAAGGAAUGUGUGAAAGGAAAGGAUCUUCCGGAGCCGGCCAUUAAAGGACUGUGUAAACUCUUCUAUCUCACUCUGCACAGAUACAGAGAUGCUGCGUCUCGGCGAGCUUUGCUCUCGGUCAUCGAGGUGCUCGUCUACUCCCAGCCUGAUGCCAUUGCGACCAAUCUCCCUCCCGGUCUGCUGAGCUGUGGGGUGGUCAGCAAGGGCAUGAUGCCCGGGAAGAGCACAGCUUCAGGAGCCUGCUGCGCCCUUCCCUGGACCUGCUUAAUUGUUCGAACCGUCUUCCCCUCCGCAGACAAGCGAGAAGGUGCCAACUGGAAGAAACUGGUUGAGGUUCAGAGUUUGCUGCUGGCGGAGGCAGUGGGUGGAGCCUCAGGGAACGCUCUCAAGUCAAUCAGCAAACGCUUUAAUAAGCUGUGGACGGAGAACCCGGGUCUGGUGGAUCAGUACAUGAGCACUCUGCUGUGUUUAGAUCAGAGCUGUGUGUCUGUGCCGCUGCUGGGAUUGUGUGUGGAUUUCUGCUCUGCGCAGAGAGACAUCGCCACUAUCAACAAACACAAGGCAACUUUCUUGGACCUGUACAUGAAGACGGUCCUCAUGAGUAAGACCAGACCGCAUCAGCACAUCCUGGAGAAGGGCGGCUCGAUGCUUCGCCACAUGUCUCACGCAGAGUUUAAGGAGCAGCUGCUGCCCACGUUACAGAAAGCUCUGCUGCGCAGCCCGGAGAACUCCAUGCAGAGUGAGUCACGCAAACUACCACACUAUGACUCCACCAUCAAAGUUGGCAAAGACCAAACCAUUGAUCCUGCUUUGCUGUUCCAACGGUUCCUGAUCAUGUCGAAAACUGAACAGUUUUCACUGGAAGAUGUAAUGCGCUAUGAGCUCUGCUCAUUUCCUGCAGCCCUGUUCGAAGGCAAGGAAAUCUUCCGUAAAGCCAACAAGCCCCAACUAGCGCAGGCAGUCACUGAGUUCUCAAGCAAGAAAUCUAACAAAUCUGUCCUGGAUUCCAUCCCACCAACUGAGCAUUAUGUCCUUGACGGUGGCUCCCUGGUUCACCGCUUGGCAUGGAAAACGGGUGACAGUUACGGAGCCAUUGCACAGUCAUAUGCAGACUUUAUGCAUGCCUGCAUGUCAAGGCAUAUGGACUACCAUGCAUGCCUGCUUGUGGACCAUGUCAAGUUGGGAAUUGUGAGAAUCACUAUAAUCAACCUCUAUGGGAGGAAGAGUGUGACGACUAAUGAACGUCUGCCUCCAACUGAGUCCUCAACCAAAUACCACUGCCAAAGAGUUUACUUCCAGAUCAUGGUGUGGAUUGGAAAGGAAGGUGACAUGAACACAGUGGAUUGGGGAUGGAAACUGGUGGACAACCGGUUCCUGCCAGUUAUGACCAGUAAGACUGCUGCCCCAGAAAGCCUCCUGCAGAUGAUCCACUGCUCAGAGGGGAAGCUCACUGUUGUGGCCCAGAAGAUGAGCGUUCUGUCAGGAAUCAGAAGUUGCAGUCAUCAUGCCGUCUCUGGCUCUUCCUCUCAGUCUCUGAGCUCCAGCGUGGCUGUGAUGUUCAUUCCAUACCUGCAACAGGAAGUCCAUGAGGGGACGCUGGUGCAUGCAGUGUCUGUUUUAUCUCAGUGGACGAGCCGUUUCACGGUGGACGUGCCUUCAGAGUUAAGAGAAUGGUUUAAAAAAGCCUUCACCCUCAAGACGUCCACAUCCCCUGUGCGCCACGCGUAUCUGCAGGCCCUGAUCGGGGCUUUCAAAGGCGACGCUCUCAAUCAGGCUGUGGAAUUCCUGCCUCUCCUCAUCCAGACUGUGGAGAAAGCUGCUGCCCAGAAUACCCAGCAUUCUCUGCUGUCUGAAGGCGUGGCUGCCUCUGUGCUGCUCUGUCGGCUGUCUGUGCUUGACUCUGUGCCCGAAGCGAAGCUGGCAUCCUUCUGGAACCUGAUACUCGAUGAAAAGAAGCCUCUGUUCACUACCGAGAAGUUCCUCUCUCAGGCCAGUGAAGAAACUCUGUGCACCAUCCUGUUGCUGUGUGAAAGACUGUUUCUGGAUCAGCCUCAAAGACUUAACAACAGCAAGUCUCAGAUGUACCAUCAGGCCACAGUGAUGGCGCUGCUCUCCCGUCUGUGGCAUGUGCGUAAGCGUGCUCAGCAGACUGUGAAGAAACUCCUGUCCUCGCUGGGCGGCUCCAGCCUGGCCCACGGCCUUCUGGGAGAACUGCGUGUCGUCAUCAACAAACACAAGAUUUUGCCAUCAGAUGUUGUUUAUACGGAGUCGAGUGAGCUCACAGAGAUCGGACGCUCUUACAUCGCCCCGCGGAUCCUGCUGGACGCUCUGAGCGUGAUCUGCUCGGUGGCGGCUCAGUGGAACGACCCGGCGGAGACUGAGAAUCUAGCCCUGGAUAUUCUCAUCGUAACCCAUCAUCCGUCUAUCGUGGCCGUCAGGUCUGAGAUGUGGCCUUCUCUGCUGUCCACCAUGAAGCUGGACGCUGCUGAAUUCAUCGAUAAACACCUGGAGAUGAUUCUACCUCGCCUGCUAGAAGCAAACGCAGACAAUCAGGCUGUUCAGAAUGCUGUCGGUUCUCUGUCGCUUCUGUCUCCCACCAAACUGCUGCCGCGUGUCAUGGAUCAUGUGGCCCAGCGCUUGUCCAAUCCAGCGCUGAGGCAGGUGACGCGUCAGGAGUAUGCCAUCAUGCAAACGCCGGAGGGAGAACUUUACGACAAGAGCAUCAUUAUGAGCGCUCAGCAGGAGAGCACAAAGAAAGGCAACAUGAAAAGAGAGAAUAAGGCGUAUUCCUUCAAAGAGCAGAUCAUUGAACUGGAGCUUCAAGAGGAGAUCAAGAAGAAAAAAGGCAUCAAAGAGGAGAUCCAGCUGACCAGCAAGCAGAAGGAGAUGAUGCAGAACCAGCUGGAGAAUGAGUCUGCCAUCCGCAAGCGUUUGCAGGAGCUGGUUGGGGAGCUGCAGUGUGCGGUCGGUCUGUUGGAAGUGGCUCUGGCCCGUCGUCCUCCUUUGAUCUGGAUGCAUCUUCCUGGAGUUCUGCAGGUUGUUCUGCCCCUACUUCAGUCUCCUCUGGCUGCUCCCCGCGUCAAACAGGUCUUCCUGCACAUCGGCGUCUCUCUCAUGCCUAAAGAACUGCACUACCUGGCGGUUCUCGUGGGUCAUGUGACCUUGCGUCAGCUGAAGCCAGAGUGUGAUUUGGAUCCUGCCUGGGCUCAAGAAGAUCUGAACACAGCAACGCAACGAACCAUCUCACUGCUGCACACAAACACAGCACUUCAGAGAGAUGGCAAGACCGGAUCAGGUGCAUUUGUCCUGUCAGCGCCGGCGUUCUCCUUCUGUUUCCCGCUGCUGCAGGCAGUGUUGAGUCAGAGCAGCGGAUCCUCAGAGGAGACUGAGCUCAUGAUGACCCGCGCACUGCAGGUCAUCAACACACAUGUACAGCUGCGGGCGAAAUUCAACGAAACCGACACACUCAUAGACGAGAAUGGCCCAGAGCUGCUGCCUAGAGUCAGUAUGCUGCUGCUCUUGACCAAAGUGAUCGGCACAUCCACCCCUCGCCUUCAGGUGCUGGCAUCAGGCUGUCUGACGGCGCUGUGUGCCAGCGCUGGAGGGCAGGAGGGAUGUGCGCUCGCUGAACAGCCUGAGAUUGACGCUCUGCUGGAGGCUUUACUGUCCUCGUGCUUCUGUGUCAGAGACGCUGCGCUCAGGGGUCUGCUGGAGAUGGAGUUGGCGUUGCCCACCGACAGCGCUGACGCCAGCGGUCUGAAGAUGCUGAGGAGACUGUGGGUGGCCAAAUUUGAUGUGGAGGAGGAGGGCAGAGCGCUGGCGGAGAAACUCUGGCAGGCUCUGUGUCUGGAUCUGGUCCCUGAGCUGUGUUCGCUCCUGAUUGAGGAUGUGAUCCACCACGAGGAGGCGGUGCGUUCGGCGGGGGCCGAGGCUCUGUCCAGCGCUGUCAGUCAGUACCGCGAGCAGUCGGCCACCGUCCUGACCCAACUCACGGAGCUCUACCACCAGAAACUCUACAGACCUCCUCCGGUUCUGGACACUCUGGGACGCGUCAUUUCUGAAGCUCCUCCUGACCAAUGGGAGGCCAGGUGCGGCAUUGCUCUGGCGCUCAACAAACUGGCUGAGUUCCUGCAUGAGAGUCAGGUGACGCCCCUCUUCCUGUUCUUUGUGCCGGACGCUCUGAACGACAGACACGCGGAUGUGCGCCGCUGCAUGCUGGACGCAGCGCUGUCCGCCCUCAACACACACGGCAAGCCCAACUUCAGUCUACUCAUCACCUUAACUUUAACUGCCUAUGACUCAGUGCGGCAGAGCGUGGUCAUCCUCAUGGGCUCGCUGGCCAAACAUCUGGACAAGAGCGACCCUAAAGUCAAACCCAUCGUGGCCAAGCUGAUCACAGCCCUCUCCACUCCCUCACAGCAGGUUCAGGAGUCGGUGGCCAGCUGUCUUCCUCCUCUGGUUCCUGCUAUAAAGGAGGACGCCGGUGGGAUGGUGCGGAAGCUCCUGCAGCUCCUGCUGGAGAGCGACAAAUACGCCGAGCGGAAGGGAGCCGCGUACGGACUGGCCGGGCUGGUCAAAGGUCUGGGAAUCCUGUCUCUCAAACAGCAGGAGAUCAUGACCACUUUGACAGACGCCAUCCAGGACAAGAAGAACUCCAGACGCAGAGAAGGUGCUCUGUUUGCGUUUGAGAUGUUGUGUAACAUGCUGGGGAAGCUGUUUGAACCGUACGUGGUCCAUGUCCUCCCUCACCUGCUGCUCUGUUUUGGUGAUGGGAACCAGUACGUCAGAGAGGCGGCGGAUGACUGCGCUAAGGCUGUGACGAGGAAUCUGAGCGCUCACGGCGUGAAGCUGGUGCUGCCGUCUCUGCUGAUGGCUCUGGAGGAGGAGUCCUGGAGAACCAAAGCAGGGUCGGUGGAGUUGUUGGGUGCGAUGGCGUACUGCGCUCCUAAGCAGCUGUCCUCGUGUCUGCCGAACAUCGUUCCCAAACUGACGGAGGUUUUGACGGACUCUCACGUGAAGGUGCAGAAGGCCGGUCAGCAAGCGCUCCGACAGAUCGGCUCAGUCAUCCGCAACCCUGAGAUCCUGGCGAUCACCCCCAUCCUGCUGGACGCUUUGACCGACCCGUCUCAUAAGACGCAGCACUGCCUGCAAACGCUGCUGGACACCAAGUUUGUGCACUUCAUCGACGCUCCGUCUCUGGCUCUGAUCAUGCCCAUCGUCCAGAGAGCGUUUCAGGACCGUUCCACCGACACACGCAAGAUGGCCGCGCAGAUCAUCGGAAACAUGUACUCGCUUACUGACCAGAAGUCAAACAAAUUCACCCCGUAUGUGGGUCCCAUCCUUCCCUGCAUCCUCAAGGCUCUGGCCGAUGAGAACGAGUAUGUGCGAGACACGGCCCUGCGCGCCGGCCAGCGCAUCAUCAGCAUGUAUGCCGAGACUGCCAUCGCUCUGCUGCUGCCAGAGCUGGAGCAGGGCCUGUUUGACGACCUCUGGAGAAUCAGAUUUAGCUCGGUGCAGUUGCUAGGCGACCUGCUGUUCCAUAUCUCCGGGGUAACGGGAAAGAUGACAACAGAGACGGCAUCAGAGGAUGACAAUUUUGGCACGGCCCAGUCGACUAAGGCCAUUAUUGGAGCACUGGGUGCAGAGAGACGCAACCGUGUGCUUUCUGGGCUCUACAUGGGCCGCUCAGACAUACAGCUGGUGGUCAGACAGGCGUCUCUUCACGUGUGGAAGAUUGUGGUGUCGAACACGCCGCGAACGCUACGAGAAAUCCUGCCCACCCUCUUCACGCUGCUGCUGGGCUUCCUGGCCUCCACCUGCCCAGACAAGAGAACGAUCGCUGCUCGUACUUUAGGUGACCUGGUGAAGAAACUGGGUGAGAAGAUCCUGCCUGAAAUCAUUCCCAUCCUGGAGGAGGGUCUGCGCUCGGAUAAGAGCGACGAGAGGCAGGGUGUGUGUAUCGGCCUCAGCGAGAUCAUGAAGUCCACCAGCAAAGAUGCAGUUCUGGUGUUCUCCGAGUCUCUGGUUCCCACCGUGCGUAAGGCCCUGUGUGAUCCUCUGGAGGAGGUUCGUGAAGCGGCUGCCAAAACCUUCGAGCAGCUCCACACCACCAUCGGUCACCAGGCCCUCGACGACAUCCUGCCUACACUGCUCAAACAACUGGAGGACGAGGAGACGUCAGAGUUUGCGUUGGAUGGAUUGAAACAGGUCAUGGCUGUGAAGAGUCGAUCUGUCCUGCCUUACCUGGUGCCUAAGCUGACGGCUCCUCCUGUAAACACGCGUGUCCUCGCCUUCCUGUCUGCUGUGGCAGGAGACGCUCUGACGCGACACCUCGGGGUGAUUCUGCCCGCGCUGCUCUCCUCUCUCAAAGACAAGCUGGGCUCAGAGGAGUGCCUGCAGGAGCUGAGCAACUGUCAGACUGUGGUCCUCUCGGUGGAGGAUGAAGUGGGCCAGAGAAUCAUCAUUGAGGAUCUGCUGGAGGCCACACGAGGAGCAGACGCUGGGCUGAGGCAGGCGUCUGUCACCAUCCUCAACGGAUACUUCUCUCGAACACGGCUGGACUACAGCGCUCACACGCGCAGGCUGCUGUCUGGCCUCAUGCGGCUCAUGAACGACCCCAACCCUGAGGUGCUCAACCAGAGCUGGGACACCAUCAACUCCAUCACAAAGGGAGUGACGUGUAUUCUCCCCGUGCUGAGGGAGGGCGUGCUGACAGGAAGUCCCGAGCAGAAAGAGGAGGCGGCUCGUGCGCUGGGCGGAGUCAUUAAACUGACAUCAGCGGAGGCGCUGCGGCCCUCUGUGGUCAACAUCACCGGACCGCUCAUCCGUAUCCUAGGAGACCGUUUCGCUUGGACUGUGAAGACGGCUCUGCUGGAGACGCUCACUCUGCUGCUGGCCAAAGUGGGCAUCGCUCUGAAACCCUUCCUGCCACAGCUCCAGACCACCUUCCUGAAGGCCCUCCAGGACUCCAGCCGGGCCGUGAGGCUGCGGGCAGCAGAGUCUCUGGGUCAGCUGGUCUCCAUACACACUAAAGUAGAUCCACUGUUCACAGAACAGCUGUUGGCCAUACGCAACGCAGAGGACUCUGGAGUCAGGGAGACGAUGUUGCAGGCCCUGCGCUUCGUCAUCCAGGGUGCAGGGGCAAAAGUCGACCCCACCAUCAGGAAGAACAUCACCACCACACUGCUGGGCAUGCUGGGACAUGAUGAGAAACUGGAUGCUGGCAGUCAGCUGUCCUUGAUUGAUGACCUACACAGGGACAUCCGCUCUGCUGCCGCUGAGGUCAGAGGUCAACACCUACCUGGCUUCUGUCUGCCCAAGAAGUUCCUGUCAGAAGAGGAGCUCAAGAAUGUGUUACAGCAGCAUGUCCUCGCGGAUGUUUCUGGCGUGGACUGGAUGGUGCGUCACGGCCGUAGUUUGACUCUGGCUAUCGCGGUGAAGUCCGCUCCUGAUCAGCUGUGUUCGGAGGAGUACAGCUCGACUGUGCUGGAGGCCGUCUUAUCCAGUGCCACCGCAGACAGAAUCCCCAUCGCCUGCAGCGGCAUCAGAGCCAUGGGUUACCUGAUGAGACACCAGCUCCGCACAGGAGGACCGGAGAGCAUCUCGCCCCGCAUCAUCACACAGUUCCUCAAGUGUCUGCAGAACCAGUCGAGUGACAUUCGUCUGGUGACGGAGCGCAUGCUGUGGUGGGUGUGUAAGGAGGCGGAGACUCCCGCUCUGGAGCCCAGUCUGGUCAAACCGGUCAUCAAAGCCCUGCUGGACAACACCAAGGACAAGAACACCAGCGUCCGAGCGCAGAGCGAACACACGCUCGUCAGCCUGCUGCGGCUGCGCCAGGGAGAAGACGGCAUGCAGAGCAUCAAUGCAAUCCUGGACACGGCCAGUAAUGAGCUGCUGUCAGAAUGUUACCGCAGAUCCCUGAAGAAGAUCUCCAGCCUUCCCGACUCCAACGAAGAGAUCGAUGACACCAUCCUGACAUGAUGGACAGCUUCAGCUGCUCUGAAUCCAGUCCUGUAGCCGCUGCUGUUCUCAGAGAUCCUGCAUCUGUCAGUCUCACACACACACACACACACACUCUCCUCACGCUAGCUUUGACUCGUGUCAUUUACGCCACAAGGAAAGCCUGGGAAAGUAUUUAUUGUGCUGAGCCCCUAAAAUCAUCAUCUAAAAUCUGCAUUGUCCUUAAUUGGCUAUUAAUUUGUAAAUGUAUAUUUUUCAUUUGGUUUUCUUCUGAAAGAUGAAGUAUUAAUUUGUGCCAAUUCUUUUCAAACAUUGAUGUUCUGAUGCCCUUUUAUAUUUUGUUUGGAUGGUAAGCAGUUUCUCGCUGUUGUAAUUGAGACGCGUGAGCCAUUAACAACCCAAAGGAUGUGAUGCUGAUUUUUCCAAUUAGCGCUGUGUCCUAUAAUAAUGGUUGUAUGAAUAAAUAGAAAAUGAAAACCUUGAUUUAAUAAACCGUUUGACUUAAAGAAAUUACAUUUAUGUUUGUGU
Messenger RNA from Sinocyclocheilus rhinocerous, 8644 nucleotides. Its product is annotated as eIF-2-alpha kinase activator GCN1-like. The record is from RefSeq and is a predicted model, not a curated record. Gene Ontology annotation, cellular component: cytosol. NCBI's taxonomy places the organism in Eukaryota, Metazoa, Chordata, Actinopteri, Cypriniformes, Cyprinidae. The transcript is spliced from 58 exons. The coding region runs from base 53 to 8137 and encodes 2694 amino acids. Gene Ontology annotation, biological process: cellular response to amino acid starvation; regulation of translation. Gene Ontology annotation, molecular function: protein kinase regulator activity.